ACUACAAGCAUAACACUAGGAUUUUCACAAAUACGUACUACUUUUUCCAAGCAACCAAAAUUUUGAAAUCGGUAAUCUGAGAACAUUUAAAACCUUCUGCAGCAGAAAAUAUAAAAGAGAAGUUGAAAUCUUGCCGUGAGUUCAACCCUUCUUCAAUUAUUCUUGUACCUCUGUUGUAUUGUUGCAUUCCCUCUUCAUCAAUGUAUAAGAUAGCUUUGCAGAGAUGAUCUUUCUGCUGCAAAGAAGGGCAAGAGAGAGUUUUCUAUCUCUACAAACGCCAAGAACAGCUGUGGUAGCAUCUCAGCUCCCAAUGGUUCUGGUUCUGGUUCUGGUUCUGGCUCCGGAAGAACAACUUAACAGAACUUUGCCCUGCAACUGAUUAAAUUCGUUAAGAAUCUCAGGCUUCCUGCAACAACUGGGGUCAGAAUCUCAGCUACUGAUGGUUCUGUAAAAUAUAUGGGACCUUUCCUCCAACUGACAAAUCUCUCUAACAAUGCAUGCAGCUAGUACCUUCUGGGGACUUUCCAUGGGCUGUAUUGGUAGGAUUGCCAAAAUUGAAAGAAAAAAUAUGAAUUUCUUGAUGUCAAGCAUCCUGAUUAAUCUUUGGCAGUAUCAAAAGAGCAGCUCUCAUCCUCAACACAUUGUGUCUUUAAGGCGUGGAACAUUUAGGGAUUGUCUUGUUGCUAAGGCUCUGCAACAGCAACAACAAUUCAUCCACCCAUCAACACACCCACA
This is a messenger RNA of Rubroshorea leprosula, 735 nucleotides long. NCBI's taxonomy places the organism in Eukaryota, Viridiplantae, Streptophyta, Magnoliopsida, Malvales, Dipterocarpaceae. The record is from the annotation of a GenBank genome assembly.